Fomitopsis serialis is the source of this 689-nucleotide messenger RNA. RefSeq lists its product as uncharacterized. The coding region runs from base 146 to 499 and encodes 117 amino acids. The transcript is spliced from 2 exons. NCBI's taxonomy places the organism in Eukaryota, Fungi, Basidiomycota, Agaricomycetes, Polyporales, Fomitopsidaceae. The record is from RefSeq and is a predicted model, not a curated record.
UCGCCGUGCUCCCCGGACGACCACUGUCUGCCAAUCCUUGCGCCCCUCUCUGAACAUCUGUCCCGCCUCGGUACGCCACCACGUCCCCACAUACCGGACGUACCUGGGUCCGACGAGAUUCAUGCGCGCAUCCCUGACAUGCUAGAUGUACGCUCGCGCCUUCCGGACCUCGAGUUUACCGACAUGCACGCCCGCCUCGACGACGUCCGCGCCCACGUCUCUGUUAUUGACUUCAGCGCUCGUCACCAUGCUCUCUGACUGUCGAGCUCUGCGCGCGGAUCGACCGCGUCAACUCCCUCAUCUCCUCCGUCCCUCGCACACGACCAGUUGUUCCACACGGUUCGAAGGCCGUAUAAUGACGAAGACUUUCGAAAUCUACUCGGAGCUGAGCGACCAUCGCGCGGUCAAGUCCCUGCACACGACCGUCACCCUUCGCCCUCGACACGACCCCCUCCAACUCGCCGACCAAUUCGGGCGCGGCCUCAUGGAGCUCGACUAACAAGCCGCUGACAAUGCCGAGCUCGACUUCACCUUCAGCGUGCAUGCCUCCGCCAGUGCCGUCCCCGACUGCGCCUUCGCCGUCAUUGCGAAGGACGAGCUGAAGAGCGUCCGCGCGCGUACCUCUCCUUCACCAAGACGACCGACCAGCCGUCCCUCCCGCCCUAGCUCACGGCCAUGUUAGAGUUCGC